AUGACAAACUUGCCUACAAAGAAGGAAGUCAACAAGGGUGCUUGGACUGAAGAAGAAGAUAGAAAACUUGCAGAGGUUAUUGCAAUUCAUGGUGCUAAAAGAUGGAAAAUGAUUGCAGCCAAAGCUAAUCUAAACAGGUGUGGUAAGAGUUGCAGGCUAAGGUGGUUGAAUUAUUUAAGACCAAACAUAAAAAGAGGCAACAUAUCUGACCAAGAAGAGGACUUGAUUCUUAGGCUGCAUAAACUAUUAGGGAACAGGUGGUCUUUGAUUGCUGGGAGGUUACCGGGCCGAACGGAUAAUGAGAUCAAGAACUACUGGAAUUCUCAUUUGAGCAAGAAAAUAAAGUUGAAUGAGAAACAAACCAUGGCAGCACCAAGAGCACGCUCCAGGGCACACAAGAGAACGUCCAUGGAAAGAGCACACAAGAGAAUGUCCAUGGAAGAGAAUUGUGAAAAUAAUUGUGUGUCUAACAGUACCGGAGGUGUUGAUCAUGGAGCCCCAAAUAUCAACUUCAAUAUCGAUGAUUUCUUCGAUUUCUCUAAUGAGGAUCCCUUGAACUUGGAGUGGAUGAGCAAAUUCAUAGAAAAGACGGACCUGGACUUCUCAGUGAUGAUGUGAUGAUGAGAACAUAUAUAUAUAUAUAUAUCAUGCUAAAAAUAAUUAAGGUUUAUGUGAAACUUGUAAAUUGAGUACUCUUCAUGGGUUCUCAAUUC
This is a messenger RNA of Tripterygium wilfordii, 713 nucleotides long. Its product is annotated as transcription factor MYB3-like. Bases 1 to 618 code for a protein of 205 amino acids. The record is from RefSeq and is a predicted model, not a curated record. Gene Ontology annotation, molecular function: transcription cis-regulatory region binding. Gene Ontology annotation, biological process: cell differentiation. The transcript is spliced from 3 exons. NCBI's taxonomy places the organism in Eukaryota, Viridiplantae, Streptophyta, Magnoliopsida, Celastrales, Celastraceae. Gene Ontology annotation, cellular component: nucleus.